Messenger RNA from Miscanthus lutarioriparius, 1308 nucleotides. Lineage: Eukaryota; Viridiplantae; Streptophyta; Magnoliopsida; Poales; Poaceae. The record is from the annotation of a GenBank genome assembly.
AUGACCAAUAAUACCAUACCACACGAUCAUCAUCAUCAUCGGCUGCGGCCGCAUCAUCAGGAGAUGGAUCAGCUGCAAGCACUGGCUGUGAAGCCACAGGUGAAGAGGCAGGCGAGGAGGAGGACGCACACGAGCAGGCCGUACCAGGAGAGGCUGCUCAACAUGGCGGAGGCGCGGCGGGAGAUCGUCACCGCCCUCAAGAUCCACCGGGCCAGCAGCACGAGGCAUCAGCAGCAAUCCACGUACCAGCAUCAUCAUCACGAGCCGCCGCCGCAUCAACCACCGUUGCAGCAGCUCCAACAACAACAACAAGAAGAGGAGCAGCAGCAGGUGCAAGUGCAAGUGGCGUUUCAUGAUCGAAGCCAAGCGGCGGUAGACGAAGAAGCAACUCUGGCGCAUACGACGAUGAGCUACGCCGCCGCCUCCUUCGCCAACAACCCGUUGUGCAACUCUCCACCUGCGCACUGGAUUGCUGCCGGUAGCUACUGCUCACCACCACCCAUUCUUCGUCUUCCUUGUGAUCUCACGCCACCUGAACUGCCACUACCCACUGCCGCCAUGGGGGGAUUGGUGGAGUUGGAGCACUACCAAUACCAAGGCGGCUUGGAGCGUUUGGUUCGCAGCCUGCCUGCACAGCCGCUGGGACUGAACCUUAGCUUCCAAGGUUUUGGUGUCUCUGUGGACGAUGGUGCCAAGGACGACUGUGAAGAUCUGCUUGGCCUUCCAUUGACCCAACCAUCACCGGCAGCCUCGUACUCGUACUCACCUCCGGCAAUAGAGACGGCGACCACCCCUGCCUGUGGUCAUGGAUCACCGUCACCGGCGCUCAGUGCAACAGAUGCAGAGAACGAGAAGCACUCGGUGAUCGACGCGCCAGCAGCAGCGGCUUUUGUCCCGGUGCUGCUGGACGGCGGGGAGAUGAUGGCGCAGCAGGCAUCGACCGGCGGCGAGAUGCAGGGCGUGGAGUGCAGCGAGGCGGCGGCCGCGGACGUGGCCGCGUGGUGGAGCAAGAUCUUCGAGAGCGGGCAACGCGCGCCCCCAAACGCGGAGGACGUGGCGGCGGCCGGUUUGCCGGCGGAUUGGCGGUGGCUUUGUGGCGACGAUGAUGUCGGUGCCGCUGAGCAAGGAGCGGUCACGGGGGGCGUCCCGGCGACGAUGAUGCACGUCCACGACGGCGACUACUACAGCUGCUGCUACGAGGUGGAUCGCAGUCGCAGCGACGACGGCGAAGACGUCACCUUGCCGUGCAUGGACGGUAUCGGCGACGAGGUUCAAGGGUGGGAUGGGGAAUGGUUCUCAUGCUCUUGA